GAAGAAAAAUAAGUUUACGAUAAUAGAGCGAUUCGGCUUGUUUUCCGUACAUACUCUUGCCCUUUCCCUUCCCCUUUCUGAUACUCCUAGUCUCCACCGCGAGCGCGCCGUGUCCCCGCCAAUUUGCUCGAGUUCCUUCCUAGUAUUAUGGAGCUUGAUUGUCGUGAUCCGGAACAAAGAAUGGCAAGAUUGAGUCCAUGGAAACGAGGACGCUCUGAAUCAUGGGGUCCCUACCGAACGAGUCGUUACUCGUUCGCGGAGAAGUUUGAUACUAAUACAGAUUCUAACAUAGACUUGGAUUUGGAUAUCAAAAAACUUGCUUUGAAAGUGUCUCCGUUCGUUGUCAGCCUUGUAUCCCUUACCGGUGAGAAGCCACUAUUUAUGGGUUCUGGGACUAUCACCGAGUCUGAAGAGGUUAAUGGUACAUACUUCGGUACCAUCUUAACUUCUGCUAGCCUACUUAGGACUUCUGCUGAAUCAGAUGCCAUACCUGAUGAUAUCAAGGUUAAUGUGCAUCUACGAGAUGGUACACUAUGUGAGGGCCAAGUGUUGGCGUACGACUGGCAUUACAACAUUGCUUGGAUUAAGAUUAAAUCUGAUGCACCGCUGGCUACCGCUAGUCUGAGGCUUCUAGAUGAUACCAUGUGUGUAGAUCCAAGUGGAAUGCAGGACAAAGAGUUGGGUUCAAACAGUUUUCUGUUUCAUCCUCAUUCAGAUUUCUUCAAGCUUUGUCCUGGAGACUUGGUGGUUGCCGUCGGCCGCUACUUUCAGCCACCCAAUGAGAUUAUGACUGCUCCUGGUAGAUUCAGUAUUGACCGCUGUGACUUCGACUGUAAAGAGCUUUUCCGGGGUAACUGCAAAAUUUCAAAAUGCGGUAUUGGGGGACCCCUUAUAAAUCGUCAUGGAGAAGUCAUUGGAGUCAAUUUCUAUGACGAGCUAUGUACUCCUUUUCUUCCUAUCAACAUAGUUUCCAAAUGCUUGGAGCACUUCAAUAAAUACGGGAGAUUCUCUCGACCUCUGCUUGGAAUGGAAAUGACUAAUCUUUAUGCCGCAAGUUUACGCAACUUGGAUAGAAUUAACCUGAAGUUUCCGAAUGACUCCAACGGUGUCUUUGUCGAAAAGGUUAUAGAAGGGUCCCUUGCUGAAUGUGCUGGAAUACUGAGUGGUGAUGUUAUUGUUCAAUGUGCUGGCAACUUUGUCCGGAGUGUUUUGGAGUUCUAUGAAAUUUCCUUGGACAAGUGUGGGGAAUCUGUGGAUGUGGUGGUGUUAAGAUCUAGAACCGGCGAUCGUUUGAAUCUGAUUCUGAAGGUUGGCGAGACUAGCUCAGAUAAAAUUAAUAGCUGGCCCCUCCCCACAAGGUGCAUGGUACACGUUAAAAGAGUUAGGUAAUACAGUUGCUUUUGUGGAGUGGUGUUUUGUUAGACUGUAAAUUACUAUGGGCAAUAUUUAUUGCUACCAUCUUAUGUAAUUUCCUAGUUUGCUACAAUCCCAUGUAAUUUACUUAUUUAUUUCCCCCUUGCUAUGUAUGCACAGGAAUGCUUUUUCAAUUGGAGUAAUUGAGUAACUAGUUUCUGAAAA
Messenger RNA from Rhododendron vialii, 1578 nucleotides. Its product is annotated as putative protease Do-like 14. Lineage: Eukaryota; Viridiplantae; Streptophyta; Magnoliopsida; Ericales; Ericaceae. The transcript is spliced from 11 exons. The record is from RefSeq and is a predicted model, not a curated record. Gene Ontology annotation, molecular function: protein binding. Bases 148 to 1389 code for a protein of 413 amino acids.